Cladocopium goreaui is the source of this 1086-nucleotide messenger RNA. The record is from the annotation of a GenBank genome assembly. Lineage: Eukaryota; Dinophyceae; Suessiales; Symbiodiniaceae.
AUGUGGGCCGCCAUUGUGGGCCAUUCCGAGGUCGCCCAGCUGCUGAUCCAGGCCACCUGCGACAUCUACGCGCGCGACGAGAAGGGCAUGACCGCCCUGAUGUGGGCAGCCAAACAUGGCCAUCAGGGUGUUGCCAAGCAGUUGCUCACAGCAGUGGCGGACGAGUGCAACGCAAUGUUGCAAACCGAUCUUCGAAGCGCCAGUGGUAUGAUGAGCCGGCUUGACUUCAAGCAUGCGCUGGAGAACAAGGCAAGCAAAGCUAUUCCUUGUGUCAUCCACCAAACCUCCAAGACGCAUACCCUCAAGGAGCAAGAAGCGAAGUGGGCACAAACUUGGAAAGACAAGAAUCCGAAGUGCCAGUACAAACUUUGGAAUGACACUGAGAUUGCAGAGUUGGCACAGAAGGCUUCGCCCAAGGUCAUUUGGCCCAUCUGGGACGGGUUGCAACCCGUUCAGCGCGCCGAUGUCUUCCGCUACCUCGUCCUGUGGGACCAGGGUGGCUACUGUGCCGAUGUGGAUGUUGCAUGUAACAAGCCAAUCGAUCAGUACAAGCUCCCAGAGACAACCAACAUGAUCGUUGGCUAUGAAUUUGGUCAUCGCUUCCCUGAAUGGCAGCGAGCUCAGAUCAAGUUUGCCCGCACCGAGCAGUUUCAGCAAUGGUUCAUUGCAUCGGCUCCCGGCAAUCCGGUGCUCCUUCGCUGUUUGGAGUUGAUCCGGCAACGCUACACCUGGAAGAUCGAGAGCACUUUGGAGUUGACGGGCCCCGGCGUCUUCAGCGACGCGGUCCACGAGUUUCUGGAAAUGAAAAGCCCUCACGCAGUGGAGAACGAAGUCGAGAUCCGACGUCACCCCCCAGAGGCGCACUUCUUGUCCUAUCCCAGUGAGAGUCUCUUUGGCUACGGCGAGUGGAAGAUGUGGGUCUUCGCCGCCGGCCGUGUGAACGCGGCGCCAAUGAUCAGGGCCGACGAUCCCACAGAGGGUCCGGAGAACAUGGUGGAGCACCACUUUGCAGGCUCCUGGAAGAAAGACAAGGAUAUGGAAGAUUCCCAGAAACGUCGCGAAGCCGAAGCUGCCAAGGCGACAUAG